This is a messenger RNA of Andrographis paniculata, 1384 nucleotides long. RefSeq names its product phytolongin Phyl2.2-like. The record is from RefSeq and is a predicted model, not a curated record. Bases 182 to 994 code for a protein of 270 amino acids. The transcript has 3 exons. NCBI's taxonomy places the organism in Eukaryota, Viridiplantae, Streptophyta, Magnoliopsida, Lamiales, Acanthaceae. Gene Ontology annotation, cellular component: membrane.
GACGCAGCUAGUGAGGUUCUAACCGAGGCGCGUCUAUUGCUGGUUGAAAACUAUUUCCAAACCCCCUCUUCGGCCCGGGCUUGACUCGGGCCGUCGAGAAUUUCUGGAAGGGCUCCCUGAAAAGGGGAAAGCCCUACAAAUCUUUAAUCUCAAUUUAUUACUUUAUCUUCUAUAGAUUAUUAUGUAUGCGCAGGGUUUGGUAUCUUUGAAAGGCUUUAGCUAUUGGAGUCGUCGUCCCUGGUUUGGAGAUAUGAUUUCGAUUCCGGAUUUCGUCCAUUACGUCUGCAUUGCAAAGGGCACCGUCGUCUUGGCUGAACUGAAGAACUCCAAAGAUCCCACGUUCGGCGCAACCGCCGCGAAGUGCCUGGAGAAUACGCCGCCGCAUCACGCGACGUUUGUCCACACCGUUCGAUCGAGGAGCUACACCUUCCUGAUCGACAAUUCCUUUGUCUAUUUCGCAAUUUUCGAUGAGAGGCUGGGGAAAUCCGAGGGGUUAGGGUUUCUGAAGUCCGUGAAGGAUGCGUUCGCGGAGGUUUUUGAUGCGGAUAGGAAUAUGGACAAUUUUAAUCCUCUCUGUUUUCAGAAGGACCUUUCCCCGGUCUUCCGCCGGUUAAUCGGACCGGCGUCGGAGCAACCGAGAAUGGAUCAAACCGAUGUACUGCCAUGUGGAUCGGGGCACUUUAGGGAGAGACCGAGGUCGUCUAAUGGGGAGGGAGGGAUAAACAAGAUAAGCAGCAGAUUGCCUGGAGAGCUCAGUAUUGGUAGGGGAAACGGAGAAAACGAGGGGAAUGGAAUUGAAUUGAGCCAUAAGUUUCCAGUGAUGCUCCAUAGGAAUGGUGGAUUAUACUCUCCUGACAUGGCAGGGCAUCAGAGAGCUAAGAAAGUUUGGAAGAAGCAAGUUUGGGUUGUGCUGUCACUUGACUUGAUGAUUUGUGUGAUGCUGUUUGGUGUUUGGCUGUGGCUUUGCAGGGGACUCGAGUGCAUUCGGAACUGAAUAUUUGCAUCCGAUCGAUGAAAAUUGGCUCGAGUUUCUUACUAACUAUGGCAACCUUAAUUUGAUUGAUAAUUUCGCCUAUUGCAAGAGACUAAAAGUCUGGAGCAGUUUCUCGAAGAAACAUUUUAACUGCGGGCUAAUUAAGAUCCCAUCUGGAUUCAUUCAUGAUUUGGAGAAAGAUCAAAAAGCCUAGCAACUUGGAUAUGAGGGCAAUUUGGUUCAAAUGUAUCUUUAAAGGGGAGGGGUAGCCUGUAAGAAGGUCUGGCAGGGAUGAUCGAGUGGCUGACGGUUAAAAUUAUUUAUACAUGACUUAAAUACAUGGACCGGUAUUGUAAGAUGUAGAAUAAUCUUCUUGCCACGAUAUGUCAAGAUCCAACAUUUUCACUUCAA